Messenger RNA from Scaptodrosophila lebanonensis, 504 nucleotides. Its product is annotated as FUN14 domain-containing protein 2-like. Gene Ontology annotation, biological process: autophagy of mitochondrion. Lineage: Eukaryota; Metazoa; Arthropoda; Insecta; Diptera; Drosophilidae. Bases 65 to 427 code for a protein of 120 amino acids. The record is from RefSeq and is a predicted model, not a curated record. Gene Ontology annotation, cellular component: mitochondrial outer membrane. The transcript is spliced from 2 exons.
CACUUUAGAGUGUAGAUUAUAUUUCAGCUUUCUGGCACGACUAAUAUACUCCCACAGACACGGAAUGACCGAUCAGAGCCUGGUAAAAGCAACCGCAGUGGCGAAUUCUGUGAGCAAACGCGCGCCGUGCACGCAACUGGUGAUGGGCACAGGUGGAGGUCUCGUGACUGGCUAUUGCACUAUUAAGCUGGGCAAGUUCCUGGCCCUGGCGAUGGGCGGUGGUAUUCUGCUGAUUCAGUUGUUUGUCGAGCUCGGCUAUGUGCGAGUUGACUGGCAAAAGAUCGUCGCGGAAAUGGAGGGACGAUUGGCUGGCACUACACAGCACUUGGAGCGCAGCCAAGGAGUCCGUUUGAUGGUGGGGUCCAAUGCUCGUUUGUAUACAUCUUUUAUUGGGGGAGUUUUCUUGGGCAUUGGUAUUGCCAUUUAGCUUUUCAUUUUUCGUAAUAACAUAGCAUGUGUACUUAAUGAGAAAAUAAAAAUUAUGCUGCGGAUUAUAACCUUCGA